This is a messenger RNA of Acanthaster planci (crown-of-thorns starfish), 3658 nucleotides long. RefSeq names its product RING finger protein 150-like. The record is from RefSeq and is a predicted model, not a curated record. Lineage: Eukaryota; Metazoa; Echinodermata; Asteroidea; Valvatida; Acanthasteridae.
UAGGCUGCUACUGCCAUGACUGCUACUUGUUAAGUGUAAGGUUCGUCCACUACGUACCACAACUACCGCACAAGAUUUGGUUUAGCCAGCCUAGUAAGUACAUGUAGUACACCCAUGUACCACGGCCGAAACCUCAAACCAUGGCCGCUAGUGUGAACAAGCUUCGUUUGUCUUCAGUCGCUGGAGGGACCUGGCUCCAAAUCUCACAUUCUCACACUCAGACUAUAGGUUGGAUACUGUUCGUUUGUAUCUUUCAUUCACAUGUAAGGCCUAUAAAAGCUUAUGAUUUUUACAGCAGUCAGUCUAGUAAUAACUGGACCACAGCAACUGUGAGUAUUACGUACAAGGACCCUAUUACGGGAAAUGAGACCACAGAGAAGCAGAACGACGCUGGACGAUUUAGCACGGGCCCUGCUAACCCGGCCAGAGGCGUGCUGGUGUAUCGUCAUGGAUCUUACUCCCAAGGAUGUGCACCGUACAGACCGAAGCUUUUACCCAUGAAACUCAAGAAAGGAGUGCAGUGGAUUGCACUCGUCAAGAGGGGAAAUUGUACGGACUCGGAAAAGAUAAAGUUGGCUGAAAAAUAUAAUGCAUCUGGUGUGGUUGUGUAUGAUGAUAAACCUGGCAAUGAACUGUAUACAAUUCAAAAUAAAGGAAACAUUCCAGCUGUGCUCAUUAGUGCUGAAAAUGGUCAACAUAUAGUGGCGCUACUUGAAAAUGGAACCACAGUCAUGCUUCAUUUUGAAGCUGGCAAAACAAUCAUCAAGAGUGUCCAAUUCAAGAAAUCCUCUGUUCUUUUUGUGUCUGUGGCAUUCAUUGUGUUGAUGAUCAUCUCGUUAGCGUGGCUGGUGUUUUAUUAUAUUCAACGCUUCCGAUAUGCACAGGCCAGAGACAGAACACAGAAACGGCUGAGUCGAGCGGCCAAGAAAGCUGUUGCAAAACUCCCAGCUAAACAUCUUAAAGAUGGAGAUAAGGAGCUGGUUGAUGGUGGAGCUUGCCCAGUUUGUUUAGAGAGUUACAAAACAUCAGAUUUAGUGCGGGUACUCCCAUGCAAGCAUUAUUACCACAAAAGUUGUGUUGAUCAGUGGUUAAUAGAGCACAGGACGUGCCCAAUGUGUAAGCUGAACAUUCUAAAGGCUCUUGGUUAUGGGAAUCAACUGACAAUGCGCGCCAGUGAAGAGGCACUUUAUGUCUUUGAAUUGGGACAGAUCAUAUUCAAUUCUAACUUGGAGAGAGACGAUUCACACAUCAGGACAUCAAGUCUACGGACAUCGCAUCUGAUGCGAUGGCCAUCAAACACACAACAGAGUGUGCGUGUCAUGGCUGUCACGGAGGAUGCACAGUCGGAAGGAAGUAGAUCAGAUGAAAGUAGAAAUGGUUCCUCAAGCUCGGAAGGUAUUCUACCUCCAGUCACAACAACAGUGGAGCUUCACAGAAAUUGCCCCAGUCCAACAUCCAGUGACACACCUUGUCUGGGCUCAACCUGUGUCUAGUUCCAUUACUAUUAAAAUCCCCUUUUUCCAAGGAGGGAAGACCUGGUGCAUUUUUUUAGUGAGCUUUGCCACUUACAUACUGACACAUUUGGAUGUAUUUAACUUUGACAGCUGUUAAGAAAACAUUGGAACUGCCAAUCAAUUGUUUGAAAAAAAGAACCAGUUUUUUUCUGUAUUUUGAUUAAGAUUAACUAAAGAUUGUUACAGGAAAUUUUCACUGGAAAAUAUUGUGUAGUUAUAAUAUAAUCAAUUUAAUGUUGUAUCUCUUUCACAUGCCUACCCAUUCAUGUAAAGCAAAUGUAUCUCAGCACACUACGUGGACAAUGCCGUAAGUUAUGAUUUGUGCAAAAAGUCAUUCACUGAAACACAUAUUUGUCAGGGAUAUGACAUAAACAUGCAUUGUCUUCAAGCCCAAUGAUCAGAAUUAGAAAAUAGUGCCAAAAAUUGAAUGAUAAAAAUCGAACUACGCAACAAAUAUGAAAAACAUUAAAAAUAAAAGAAACGUGAGAAAUACCAGAACAUUAAAUAUAAUAGUAUUUGCCUCUGAUUAAGACACUACUUGAAAUUUUUAGUAAUAGCUUUUGUGUCAAAAGAGGGAAAUGACAUGUACAUGUAUAUUCAAUCCCAGAUGAUUCAGGGUUACGAUAAUAAUUGGUUACUUUAUCAGACUUAUACCCUAUAUGCUAAAAAACAUGUGGCAUCGUGGUGCAUUAAUGGAAAAAAGUCAUCUCCCAAAUUACAAGUUUUGACUGGAAUAUGCAUAGCUCAUUGUUUUCAAGUUAAAACAUUAAAUUGGUAUGUUAAUCUCAUUUGUUUCAAAGUUCUUUUUUUCUAAAAAUGACAAAGACAGCGGAGCAAAGAUCAAAUGAAUUGUGGUUUUUUAAAUUAUCUGCCUAAAGUUGCAUUAUCCUGUAAUUUGAUUCAGCACAAAAUUUACUGUGCGCCCACAAACCUAUGUAUGCAUUUUUCCUGGAACUACUCAAAACUAAGAUACAUUUUUGCAUUGACAUUGUGUUCUAAAGUUGUUGUAACUAAUGAGAUCUGCUCAACAUUCAAUUCACUAACAUUUGACAGAAAAAAAUUCAGUUUUAGUGCUAAGCUGCUAGAUUUUAAUGUUUUGUUUAAAGAGCAUAAUUUUAAUUUUGCCAAGUUGCAGUGAUAAUGCAAUUAAUAACGGCUCUUUCAUUUUUUGGGCUUACAAAUGCCAUGAUUGGGACAGAUAGUGCCACGAAAUAGUGCACAGAGCUCUCUGAAGCCUGAAUGAUAACUGAUUUCCAUGGCAACUCAGUUGAAGUCAUAAAGGGUCCUUGGAAGAAUAAGAUUUUGCUAACUAUUCUUAGCACCUCUCAGCUUGAUGAAGAUCAGUUCAUUACGGUAUUGCGGCACACCUUUCUUAGAAAAAUGAUUAUGCCUUUAUUGGUAUUUUGAAAUGAGAUUAUAUCUCUUACCACUGUACAUCGCACAAUUCCUAGAAUUCGUUGUUUUAGAAUAUCUCAGAUUACUACUAUUUUACACUGCAUUAGUUUAAUGAAGUCCUUCAGAAUCUUUCUAAUUGAUGUGCUUUUCAUACAUGUAACAAGGAAAACUUAAACUUAAUGUUGAGUGAUUUCACCUAGCAAAUGAGUAAUGUACCUGUUAUGUCAUCAUCCCUGAAAACUCCUGCUAAGUAUAUUAGUGGUCUUCCACGUUGAAAAGUUUAUUGCUAAGAGGCUUAUAAUCGAUACAGAAGUUGAGAUGCUCCUUAGACACAUACUUUGCAUUAUAAAACUACACAUGACAAUUUCGUUUUAGAGGGACUGAGAAAACUGCUUAUUGACAAAUAUCUUAAGUCAUAUUUUCGUUUUUUUUCAUGCUCCGUAUUUUUUUACGUUAUUGCUUGUCUUUCAGUCUACUGUGAACUUGGAAGCAAAAACGUCCACUUCAAUCAGAGUCAGGAAAACCACAUCAGAACAUAAGAAAAUACAAACAGUAAUUUCUAUGAGCACUGUCGCUUAGAAAUUACACUUUACUGUUACAACCUUGUAGUCUUGUAGAAGUAACCGGACAACCUUACCUAAAUUAAAACUAAGCUUUCAUGUGUUACACUAUAAUUACCAAGAUAUCAUUUUGUCUAUCACGCCUUUCAAACAUUAAAGCACUAAUGCAGGCCUAUGUGAUAAAGCAAA